UCAGUUCAAGUUCACCAUCGUAUACCUAGUACCUCUCAUACUUGUAUAUAAAUUUCGCGAGAAAUUCAAUUCCAAGUGCACUCUUAUAAUACACUCAGGAGGAAGAGGAGGAGCACGCUAUAGAAGAUAAUCUAAUAUACACAUCCCCAUAUACAUCCAAGCACAAUAUAUUACGUAGUAGGUACCUACAAUACGUAAUAUUUUAAUGGAAACAACGAUGAUGAGGCCGACUUAUGCUACAACGUAUUUGAUGUUUAUACUGUUGCUUUCACACAUCCAUACCUCUACUGCGAUCUUCAGUGCACUAGCAAGUAUGGCCAAGGGCUUAGCCAGCGCAGUAGGUUUAACACCAUCGACGGUUACUCUCAGUUCAGAUCCCAACGUUGCUUUGAAACAAUUACCAGAAAUACUCAAACAACGUAAGCUCCAAGAAGUCGAGGUAAACAUAGACGAGGCGUUGAAAUCAGAAGCUCAGAAAAUUUACGAUCUAGUUGAUCGAGAGCUAAAGGCCAAGUUACCGAAACGAACCGAACCAUUGGUUUGAGAAAUAAAACGUCAUUAUGGUCUGAAUAAAUGAUCGAAUUUUUA
Messenger RNA from Planococcus citri (citrus mealybug), 588 nucleotides. RefSeq lists its product as uncharacterized. The coding region runs from base 206 to 544 and encodes 112 amino acids. The record is from RefSeq and is a predicted model, not a curated record. NCBI's taxonomy places the organism in Eukaryota, Metazoa, Arthropoda, Insecta, Hemiptera, Pseudococcidae. The transcript is spliced from 2 exons.